Messenger RNA from Amblyraja radiata (thorny skate), 12866 nucleotides. It is a transcript of the gene akap9, whose product is annotated as A kinase (PRKA) anchor protein 9. NCBI's taxonomy places the organism in Eukaryota, Metazoa, Chordata, Chondrichthyes, Rajiformes, Rajidae. The record is from RefSeq and is a predicted model, not a curated record. Gene Ontology annotation, biological process: signal transduction. Bases 72 to 12389 code for a protein of 4105 amino acids. Gene Ontology annotation, molecular function: molecular adaptor activity. The transcript is spliced from 51 exons.
UCAUGCGCAGUGCGGGCGGGCGCUGCUAACGUGUCACUGACUGACUGAGCUCCCCUUGUGUGUCGGCAGCCAUGGAAGACGAGGAGCGGCAGAAGAAGCUGGAAGCGGGCAAAGCCAAGCUUGCCCAAUUCCGGCAACGGAAAGCUCAAAAUGAUGCUCAGAAUCCAGUCAAGAAACAGAAACAGAAGAAGAAGAAGAAAGUAGCUAAUAAAGGGGAAGAACAGCUGCACCGUGUCACAUCUAAACAUCAAUUGCAAGGCAACGAUGCUCGUGCAGAGAGAGGGCCAGCAGGUGAUGGUGCAGAUUUCAUAAUUAAAAGGACUUUACACAGUGGAGAUGUGAUCAAACAGGAUCAAACGUAUACCAUUGAGCCUGAGAGUGAAGUAUCCACAACGGCUGAUGACUAUACAUCAGAGGCAAAUGAUUGUUGUACAGUACAACACGAAACACUAUGUAAAGCAGAAGAUAUAACAAGGGAAGAGGAAUGUAGCAUAUCAGAGAUCUGCUCUGAGCAUGAUACACAGCCAUUUCAGACUAGAUUGGAGAUAAUGGAGGAUGAUUUGGCUGCAAAACAUCACGAGGUUGAAGAGCUGAACAGAGAGCUUGAAGAAUUGAGGAGUGUAUUUGGUACAGAAGGUUUUCAGCAGCUACAGGAUUUUGAAGCUGCAGUCAAACAGAGAGAUGGCAUUAUUACUCAACUCACUGAUAAUCUACAGCAAGCCAGGAAGGAAAAGGAUGAGAUUCUACAAGAAUUUUUGGAUUUGACAGAGCAAAGUCAAAAACUACAAAUUCAGUUUCAGCAGUUGCAGGCUGGCGAAGCAGUGAGAAGUACAAGCCAUGGUACCACAGCUGCUGGCUUAAUUCAUUCCAAGCAGCAACUCGUUGCGUAUCAAAUGCAAAGUGAUGAACAGGAACAACAGCUGAAAACCUUUCAAAAAAUGAAUGAGGAAUGUCAACACCAAAUAAGAUGUUUGCAGGCUCAACUUCAAGAUCGUGCAGUGACUAACAAUGGAAAGACUGACAAAGGCCGACAAAUUGAACAUCUUGAAAAUACAAUUAAAAUUCAUGAAAGUGCCUCAUCACUGUUGAAAGAUAAAAUCUUUACCUCUGAAAAAAUACUUUGUGAUUUAAAUGAACGUAUUUUGCAAAAGAAUCAAGAGUCUGAGAACCUAAAAACUGAAUUAAUUAAUUCAAAGCAAAGGGAGAGACAGUCAUCAGAUGAAAUAAAGCACCUUAUGGGUAAUAUAGAAGCCCUCCAGAAACGCUGCCACAUGGGCAAUUUAUCUGAAUUAGAAACUGUACAAAGGAUUGAAAUAGAAAAUCAUCGCAAAAUGGAGCAACUUCAGGCAGAAUUGGAUGAGAUGUAUGGAAAACAAAUAGUACAAAUGAAGCAAGAAUUGCAACAGCAACAUAUCUCUGAAAUGAGAAAACUUACUGAGCAGCAUAAAUCUGAAAUGGGAAUGGCUUUAGGUCAUUCUGUGAAUAAUUUAGUUAAUGAGGAGCAAAUUGAUGUGUUAAAUAUGGCAAUCAAUGAACUAAAUACCAAAUUAAGAGAUUCUCAUUUUCAAAGAGACCAAAUAAAGCAAGAUAUGACACAACAGUUAGAAAAAGCUUCUGAGAAACAGUUAGAGCUGCAGGAACAAGUCCACGAUCUUUUGCAAGAGCUCAAUUUCACUAAGGGUCAGAUUCGGAAGGCAUCGGAAAAUAUUUCUGAUCACAAAUACAGGAUGCAUGAAGUGGAAGAACUGAAAGACAUGAUUGGCCAAUUGAAGACCCAACUCAUUGCUGCUGCAGAAUCUAAUAAAGAGCUAAAGUCUAAGCAUGAAGCAGAAGUUACCAACUAUAAAAUUAAGCUUGACAUGUUGGAGAGAGAAAAAGAUGAAGUUUUGGAUAGGAUGGCUGGAUCUCAGGAAGCUGAAUUAGAAAGAUUAAGGACUCAACUUCUAUUCAGCCAUGAAGAAGAGCUAACUAAACUGAAAGAAGAUCUCGAAAGAGAUCAUAACUUGAAAGUUAGUACUCUUCAAGAACAACUGUCUUUGAACCAGAGCCAGAAAUUGGUGAGCUUACAAAAAGAUUUAUGUCGAAAAAUUGAAGAGGCGAAUUGUGAAAGGGAUAGUAUGAUCCUUAAAAAUAACCAGUUGUUACGUGAAGUAUCUUUGUUAAAAGAGAAACUCCAGUUGUCUCAGAAUAGCUCUGAGGAAGCAGAGAUGCGUUUGCAAAUAGGUGAACUUGAAAUGGAAAUUGAAGCUCUCAGAAAAGAUGAAAAAGAAAAGACCAUAAUUGAAAAAGGAAUUGUAGAGCUGCAAGGCAGAAAUAAAUGUUUGGAGGAACAGAUUAAGGAGCAGGUAACUAUGAAGGAAAACAUUACUGUGCUUCAGGAAGAGAAUGAAGCCCUAAAAGAGGAGAAAAAUCAAUUGGAAGAAAAGUUGAAUAUUUAUAGUUCAGGUGAAGCAAGUACGUUUACAUCUGUUAGUGAACAUGACCUUUCAGAAAUGAGAGGAAAGAUUGAAAGGCUAACUGUGGUUAAUGAGCAGCUAAAAGCCCAUGAGAGAGAGCUCAAAGAGGAAGUUGAGAGGCAAAGAAACACAUUUUCUUUUGCUGAGAAAAAUUUUGAAGUUAACUUUCAAGAGUUGCGUGAUGAAUAUGACUGCUUGCUGAAAAUGAAAUCAGAUAUAGAAGAAAAGAUGAUGAAGCAAGAGAUUGAAUAUGAAACAAAGUUAAAGGUGUUAAGUGAACAACGGCAGCUUUCAGAAUUGACAAAAGACACUGACAAUUUUACAGUGAUAAGCCAGGUGCAGCUAGACAAAGCCAAUAGCCAAUGUGAAAUUUUAGGAAGCAAAGAAGUAAUUGAAAAAGACACAACUGAGCUCAUGGAAAAGCUUGAAAUAGCUCAACAGGACAAGAAAGAACUAACCGAGAGACUUUCAGAUCUUUCGGAGGUUUUGAUUUUACGGCAAAAUGAACUUUUACAUUUGAAAGAGGAGCUCAAAUUUUUAAAGGAGCAGGCCAAUGAAAGGUGCAAGAAAACGGACAUAAUAGAGAAUCAGAAACUGACAGAUGUUGAAAUGACGAUCCAUGAGGACAAAAUGUCGCGAUUGAAUUUGAUAAAAGCAAAAAAUGAAAGUCAAUCUAACCAGCCAACUUUUUCCAUGACCUAUGAAUUAAAGGAAAAUGAACAGCAAGAAAAUCUAAUGGAGCAAGUUAUUUCACUGCAGAAUUCAAUGAAAAUUAUUGUCUUAGAAAGGGAUGAGUUGCAACAAAAUCAGGUUAACCUUGUUCAAGAAAAAGAAUCUCUAUUAACUGAAAUUAACAGUUUAAGAGAAAAGCAAGAAUCGGAACUUUCAGAUAGUCUUUCAGAAAGGGAUCAUCACUGGCACCAACUCGAGUCUUUACGGGCUGAACAAUCUGGCUUGGCUGAACCUGCACAGCAGAAGUCAUCUCUGGAAGAAAUCCUGCACAAAAAUGGAGAGGAAAUAAAAAAUACAUUUGUUACUGCUCAGCAGGAAAGGUUGGCACGGGAGAAGAUUAAAGAUACGGCUGGAGAUUCUAUUUGUGAACUGAAUCCGGGGUUGAGUGAAAAUCAGGCUGAGCUAAAGCUUCAGUUGAUGGCUCAACGCAUCAGUCUCACUCAGAUUCAUGCUGCACAGAUGGAGCUUGUCCGUGACAGUUUAAAAAAGGAAACAGAGGUUGCACAUGAAAGACUCCAAGAAAAGCUCACAGCUGCUCAUGCUUUGGAAAUAAAUGAACUUCAAGCACAAUUUCAGCAGGAUUUACUGAACAUUAAAGCAUCUCAGAAAGGUACUGAAGAAUCAUCACAAAUGCUGAUGGAGAGGCUCAGUGAGAUGAUUUCCGGUGAAUGUGUGCAGCUCUCCCAGUCCUUUGCCAGUACACUUGGUGAAGAUUAUUUGCUAGAAAAGAGGAAGCUCGAGGAAGAAUCUGGUGAAGCUUUAACACUGGGAAACACAGACGAUACGCAAAAGGAAAAUCAGUUAGAUAAAGACCAUGUUGAAGAAGCAAAAGGAAUGCAAACAAAUCUAGAGAGACUUAAAAAAUAUCUCUUUGAGGAAUAUAAUCGGCUGGUAGCUCUUCAAACACAAUUAACUGAUGAUUUCCAAAAGAUUGAAGAUCGCCAAGCUGCAUACCUACAUUUGAAAUUUCAAAUGGAAGAAGAAAAUGUUGGAUUGCGUAUGCAGAUAGAAAGCUCACAUGCCAGUUCUCAAGACCUUAAUGAUCUUAAGGAACAGUUAAGAAUCCGGUCAGCUCGGCUUGAAGAGAUCGUAAAACUAAAGCAGGAAUUUUGCCUACAGAAGGCGGAGUUGCAAGAGCAACAUGCAGAAGAAAUAAAAAGUUUGAAGACUACCUAUGAACAGCAAUAUCAAGAGAUGGAGGCAAAAUAUACAGGAGAAAACAUCAGUCUACAGCAAAAACUACAGAAGAUGACUGGCUUUGUCUCACAGUCCAGGACAGGAAUAAAUGCACCUGCUGAGCCUGUGAUGGGACGUUCUGCUGUUGAGGUGGAAAAACAAAGAAUGGAGGAAUACAAGGCUGAGUCAAAAGCGGACAGUAUUCAGGAGCAACAAUGGCACAUGAAUCACCCAAGCCUUUUACAACAGGAACCAAAUUUGAAAAAGGCAUUGCAUGGUUUGGAAGAGCAUUGCCAUCAAAAUCAAAAACAAAUGGAAUCUAUAGUAACACAUUACAGUCUGGAGAGGAAAGUGGUUGGUGAGUCGGCUGACCUUGCUGGAGGGGAGCCUAAUACAAGUGUUCAAAGUUUGAAUGAAAUCCUUUCAAAAGUUGCUUUGGAAGUGACUGAAGAGCAAAAUAGGGAACUUGCUGAAUCUGUACAUCAUCUGCAACAGCAAUAUGAAGAACGGUUGCAGGAAGAAAUUGCCAAGGUAAUUGUACAGAUGUCUGUACAGUUUGCUCAGCAAACUGAGAUGGCUAGGGUGAGUAGGGAUGAGCAAGAUAAAUCUAAUACAUGUAGAGUAACUGAAGAAUCGCAGACAGAAAUGGAACCUAUUCCAAAACAAGAUCUCCAGUUUGAUACAGAGAGAAACAAAAUGGAAGAAUUGUUUUCAGAAGAAAAAGGGGAGUUCCAGAGAGAACUUACACAGAAGAAUACAGAAGCUCUUUCUGUUGAAAGGCAAAUGCAAAAUGUCAAAAUUGUGUAUAAAUUAGGGACACAUGAUGUGAUUUCAGAAGCUGAUUUGCAAGAGGAAUUUUUGAAUGCUGAACAAGAACUGUUUAGCGAUUUUUGUGCGACAGGUAACUCCAACCUGAAAGAAAUGAGCUUGCAAUGUAAAAUGGAAAUAAAUGAAUUCGAGAACCAAGAACUUGCACAGGAGAGACUAGAAGACCUGAGACAGGAGCUUGUUCGACAAGAUCAGGAGUAUCAGCAAUCAUUAGAAGCUUUACGACAAUUGCAUGCACAACAAUUGGAGAGGCUGCAAGAUGAUCAGGAACAAUUGUUGGCUGAAAUGGAAAGAUUAAAAGGGCAGCUUCAAGAGAGUAUUCCUGAUGAUAACGUGAAUGUGGUAUUGGAAAAUGAAAGUAUGCUUGCAGAACUGGAAAAACUUAAAUGUCUUCCAGCACCUGGAGAGGAAACACCCCUUCUGGGAUAUUGUGACAGCAGCACACAGACAGAGAUGAGUGAGAGAGAAGACCAGCAUAUAUCCCAAAAGCAUUCUGAUCAAUCUAAGAACAUACCAUCGUUUGAAGAAAAGUCUGAAGAAGCAAAUCAAAGGGUCCUCAUAAAUCAAAGUAGUUUACAAAAGGCCAAUGACAGACUCUUGAAAGUUUUGUUGGAAGUUGUUAAGACAACGGCUGCUGCAGAAGAAACUAUAAAUCGGCAUGUUUCAGCCUUUGUAGAAAGAUCAGUGAAGGGACAGCCUCCUUCAAGAAGUUCUUUGUGGGAACAAGAUGAACAAGAAUCCAUUGAGCAACUGAAGCCUUUCACACUUCAUAGUCAACAAAAGGAUGAUCAGUCAGAUUCCUAUCAGGACACUGAUACAGAAGGUGACACUACUGUUCCAUGGUCAGGAGGGACAACUGAAGAACUGGAACUGGAUCACCAUUUCACACAGACCAUUUUCAGUGGUGGAGAACUAGAUUCUGAAACUGAAGAGCUUGUAUUACAUGUGGGAACUCGCCUACAAGUAGCUUUGGAAAAAUUGUUGGAAGCUAUUACUGAGACUGCCAACCAGCUUGCCCAUGCCAGGAUCACUCGAACAAAGCUGGUACGAGAUUCUGUCCGUCAGAAAGAGCUGAUAGCCGAAUUACGUAAACGCCAUGAAGAACUCCAGGAAAGAGUUAAUGAAGAAUUGAAGGCUAGGGAGCAGCUAGCAUUGGAGCUUCAUAAAGCAGAAAGCGUCAUUGAUGGUUACACGGAAGAAAAAGCUAACUUGGAAAGGCAGAUUCGGGAGAAAGAUGAGAGUCGGCAUCAGAUUGCACAAGAGCUCCAGCACACGAGUACCCGUCUACAAGAACUGGAAGAGGAGCGACAACAGCUUCAACAAGAAAGAGACCUGAUCGCAAGGCAACAAGUUGCAAUGAAAGAAAAUGCAGGAUCUGUUGAGCUCCGCAUAGUUGAAGCUGCAGAUGCAGCACCAGAAGCAGAGCUUUUGGAGGAAACAGAAAAGCUCAUGAAGGAAAAACGGGAAGUGCAACGUCAGGCAGAAAAAGAACAGAAUGACUUCACAAAACAGGUGAAACUGCUAGAAUGUGAAUUAGAGGAACAGGUGAUCCUGAAGAUGGAAAUUGAGCAGGAAAAGAGUACUGAGAUUUUGGAUCUACAGCAGCAGAUUUUGGCACUGGAGAAACAACUGGAGAAAAACAGGAAAUUCUUGGAUGAACAAGCGAUUGACCGUGAACAGGAGAGAGAUGUGUUUCAGCAAGAGAUACUGAAAUUAGAACAUCAACUGAAAACUCCCCAAAGGCUCCAAUCGAAUAACGAUCAAAGAAAUAGAGAGAUGGAUCAUCUGACUGAUCAGUUGAAAGACAAGACUGACCGGUGUAGUGAACUUCUGCUUGCCAAAGAACAGCUUCAGAGAGAUGUGCAAGAACGGAAUGAAGAAAUUGAUAAAUUAGAAAACAGAGUUAGAGAACAGGAGCAGACAUUGAUCCGUACCACUUGUCCAUUACAAAAGGCUGAAGAAAGAAAACUACUGGUUACCUCAGAAAUGAAAGGGGACAAUGCACUUCAGAUACAGCUGCAAGCCGAACGUGAUGCUUUAGAAAGAAAGGAGAAGGAGAUUGGAAACUUGGAAGAACAAUUAGAACAGUUCAGAGAAGAGCUAUUAAAUAAGAAUGAAGAAGUUCAGCAGUUGCAUAUGCAGUUAGAGAUUCAGAGAAAGGAGUCUGCCACUCAACUACAAGAGAUUCAACAAGAAAACAAACAACUUAAGAAUGAAGUGGUAAACUUGCUGCCAUCCACCCAAAGUCCUAGUGAGUCAUCUGAUAAUCGUCACUCGCCUGCUAAGGAUUUGUCUAGAAAUCUCAGAGAAAAAGAUGAAGAAAUAGUAACACUCAAUGAACAAAUUAUAACAAUGCAACAACAGCUGGAACUCUUCUCUGACAAUAAGAUUGCUGAGAAAAAGGAUGAACAGCUCUGGGACCUGGAAGCACAAAUAGAAUAUCUUAAAAGUGACCAAGAACGUCUAAAAAAGCAUAAUGAGGAAGAGGUUGAACAAUUAAAUGAAGUUAUAGAAAAGCUACAACAGGAACUGAUGAAAGUAAUGCCAUUGGACGUAGUUCCUUCUGAAAAGGCAGAGAAUUUGAAGCAUCAACUUGACAUGAUGAUGGAAAAAGAACUUCUGCAGCAGCAAGUGGAUAAGCAGAGAGAAGAGGUGAUCUCUACAAAGCAGAAACUUGAAGAGCAAAGCAAGUUGUUGCAAACUCCAGGAUUAGAAUUUGCAAAUAUCACAGUGGAGACAAAGGAUAAUUUUACAGAAGGUUCACAAGAAACUAUAAACAAUAUGAAGUUCAGGAUGCAGGAGCUGCAGGUAGCUAUCAUAAAGAAAGAAAAAAAGUUAGAUUUGUGUCAACUUCAAAUACAGAACUUAAGGGAACAAGCCCAGACUGAGGCUAGACUGCAUGAGAAGCAAAUUCUUGCUUUGGAAGAUGCUCUCAGAGAAAAGGUUGCAACAGUUCUAGUGAGUCAGGUACAGUUAAAGGCUGUACAGCAACAAAUUGGGCUCUGCCGAGAGCAAUACCAAAGUCAAAUGAAAGAAAGUGAAAAUGUUUCGGAUCUCAAAGACGAUACUGUCUUGGUGGAACAACUACAAGGAGGAGAACAAACGCAGCUGUGCCAAAUAGGUUCAAAAGAAUCCAAUCAAAUAAUUCCACAACAUAAUGGAAGGACUAAUAGUGAAUACCAAAGUAAAGAGGUUAUAAUAUUGAGGAAGCAGCUAACUGAGCUGCAACAGCAAUUGAUUGAUCUCCAAAAGGAGCUUGAACUUGAAAAGCAAGUACUGUCCACUACUCAACAAGAAGCUGAAGAGAAAGAGAAGAAAUUAACUGACUUGCGUGACAUUUUAGAGAAGAAAAUGUCAGCAGAACAAGACAACAGAAUACAGACUCCUGAAUCAUUAAUUGCUAUUGACAAUGUUCCAUCACUAGAAACUCCUGCUCAACUAGGUGCCAAUUCCAUAACUAACCUGGUUUCAGAACUAAAUCAGGUCAAAGCUGAAGCUGCAAUAACCAAAGAAGAAUUAAAUAAUUACAGAGAGCAGACUGAAAAACUCCAGGAAGAUUUACAGGCAAAGGAACAAAUGAUAAUUCAUCUUCAGGAGCAGCUCAAUGCUGCAACCGAGGCCUUGUGCAAAGCAGAAGAGGAAAAUGCUCAUUUUGAACCAGGCCGGCUAAUUCCAGAAGAGUGUAAACAUUUAGAUGGCACCAAAGAGCAAAAACAAUAUUUGGUUAAAGAAAGGCAGAUAAAAAUCCAAGCAAAUUCAACAUUUACAUCUGAUGUUGUUGAUGGUAUGCUGAUCACUCGUGAAAAUGCAACAGAACAAUUUAAGCCUUCAUUUGCUCCUUCAGAGGAAAUUACAAAUAUAAAAUGUCAAUGCUCUGAGAGAAUUGAUCAACUACAAGAGCUACAUGCUGUUGAAAUGACCAAGCUGGAAAAAAUGCAUUUCAAUGAAAUGGAAGUUUUGAAAAGAGACUAUACAACACAGAUAAAUACACUGACAGAAAAGGACCAUGCUCUCAAAGCAAUGGCUCAUGUUGGUUCGUCAGAGCCAUCUGCCACGUUGCAAUUCAGGGAUAGAGAUAUCAGUGGGCAGGAACAAACAACCUUUCCAGGAACAACCAGAAAACUGAACAACGUGCCUCACACAGCCCAAUCAACUUUAGAACAAGGUACAGAGAAUCUUCCUGACAAAAUAAAGUCUUUACUUCAUGAAGUACAUCUAGAGGGUAUGCAGGUGCUGUCCCUAUCAGAAUCGCCAUACCUGGAAGAAAAGGAGCAACCGUUAGAAGAUAAUCCAGACUACUGGCACCAGGAAAGACAAGGACUUCUAGAUGUAGUGCAGUCACUUAAAGAUGUCCUUUCCAAAAUUCAGGGCAGUGGCGAAGCAAAGACUUUAUCUACUGAAAACAUCACGGACUGGCGACGUGAACUACUACAAGCUGUCCAGCAUGUUUUUAACAAAGAACAUGAUGCUUUCAUAAUGGCUCUGCAUGCACAAGCUCCAUCCUUGAAUAAUGUGGAUGCAAUGAAAUUAUUGAACCUACUGAAAGAACAGGAAACCCAGAGGAGAGCUGAUGUGCAACUUUUAAUGACUGCAGAUCGGAACAGCAUGAUGAUGGAAAUACGUGAGCUUUGGUCUUACCUGCAGAGAGUGCAACAGGGUCACAGGACGCCCGUGGAUGGGCAAGAAUACAGUGCACAAAGAAUGGAAUUACUGGAAAACAAUCUGAAACAGAAGCAGGCUCAGAUUCUAACAUUACAGAUGGAAUUGAAUACACUGAAGGCAAAGGGAGUUGAAUUCCAAGACCACCAGAAUUCAGAGAAGAUGCUGAUGGCAGAAUUGAAAAGUGAACUUUCUCAAACAAAGCUGGAACUUGAAACCACACUGAAGGCGCAGCACCAACACUUAAAAGAGUUGGAGAUGAUGAGGGUUGAGUUAAGUGAAAAGGCAGCUGCAGUAGAAAGGCUAAACACUGUACUGGAAAAAGAACAGAAGAAGUUCCAAGAACUGGAGUGGGCAGUGGAAAAGGAAAGGUGUAAACCAGAUAGAAAAGAGGAGCAUGACCGAGAAAAAUUAGAGGAUUUGAAGGUGGCACUUGAGGAUCAAAAGAGAAAACAUUUGCAAUUGGAGUGUGCUUUGGAAAAGGAACGGACAGCAGUAAGUGAACUGAGACAGAGCAUCGAUUCUGAGAAAGCCCUACACAAAGCUGAACUGUCACAAGAGAGAAGCCGUAUUACUGAGCUCCAGAUUGUCUUGGAUGCUGAGAAAACUAGAGCUUGCGAGUUAAACAGUGCAUUCGAACAAGAACGUCAACUCUCUAAGCAACUUCAGAGUGCCGAGAAGACGCAGGAAGCAAUGCAGAAUCCAUCAGGGAAGUCUUCUGAAUUGCUACUUUUGGAGCUACAGAAACAGGUAAAUGAUCAGCGUAACAGGACUGUGGAGUUGGUGAGCGAAAUGGAGAAGUAUAAACUUGAGUCAUUUCAGUUGAGGCAACGUCUUGAGGAGCAGCAGCAGAUUCAUAGGAAAUCUCUAUUAAAAGAGCAAGAAUCUCACAGACUGGUUCUGGAGAAAGUGGAUUCGUUACAGCUCCAGGCUAAAGAACUCUUACAGCAGCUGGAGAAAGAAAAACAUGAAGUUUUAAAAUUGCAAAGAGAGAAGGGAAAAUUGAAAGAGACUCUUCUGGCAUUGCAUGGAACUGAUCAAGUGAGAAGUGAAAGAGCAGCAGAACGUCGAUCAGAGAUGGAUGUUACUGAGAAAGUUCCUCAGACUGAGGCUACAUGCAAAACUGAGCUUUCAUCAGACAGAACGAGAGACUGGAUUAUUCAACAAAAGCUGGCAACAACAGAAUCCAGAAAGAGUGCAUCAGUUUCUGACAAGCUUAUGUAUGCUCAAGCAGUCAGCGGUGCUGAGCUUGACGGGGGAAGCAACGAAUCUGGAGAAGUUGUUAACUUGGAGAGCAUCAGGCAGAAAUUACAGCUGAUUAUUUCCAAACUCUCAAUAAUGGUCAACAAAGCUGCAAACAGAAUAACCAGCCCAAUUUUUCAUAACAGGAUUCAGGGUGGUGCCGAAACCACAGAUGAAAAUGACCUGAUUUGGCUACACAACAGCAUUCAGGAUUUGGCUUUGCGGUUACAGCAACUGCAAAUUCCUGUAUUUGCAGAGCAGAAUAUAACUUCUACAGGAUCAACAAGUACUCUCAUUGAGCGGAUAUUAAGGCAAAAUGCAGACUUGACGGGUUUUGUUAGCAGACUCUCUGAAGAAAAGAAUGACUUGCACAAUAGUCUUCUGAAACUCGAAGAAGAGGUUCGAAAAUAUCGUCAGCUCAGUUCCAGUGGCGAGCAGUUAACUAGAAGACAUUUGGACAACCAGGAUUGCGUUGACACCUUAAUAAAAUCAGAGAGAACCGUAUGGUCAAAAGAAAAGUCCAAUCUUCAGCAGGCCCUGAAGCUGGCUGAGGCGGAGUUAGCUAAAAUGAAAGCAGAAGCCAGAAAUGAAACUUUACAGACAGAACUGUUUGGGUCAGGUUCUGAAAAUAUUGCUCUAAAGAGAAUUUAUGGAAAGUAUCUGCGGGCAGAAAGUUUCCGAAAGGCACUUAUUUAUCAGAAGAAGUACUUGUUACUUCUACUCGGUGGAUUUCAAGAAUGUGAGCAAGCGACGCUCUCCUUUAUCGCCAGAAUGGCCGGUCACCCCAGCUACACCAGUUUACAGGUUAUCACCCAGCGAUCCAGAAGCUUUACCCGUUUCCGCUCUGUGGUUAGGGUUGCCAUAGCAAUCUCAAGAUUAAAAUUUUUGGUCCGUAGAUGGCAGAAGGCCACUGUGUCAAGUAGCCUAAACAGGAAUGGUCAUGGACAGAUAUUGGCUAAUGAACUAAGAAUGGAUUCCCCUUUUCUGCAUUCUGGGACCUUAUCUUUGGAGUCAUCUUUGUCCAGAGAAUUAUUUGGAGAUCGUAGACACUGCACAAGUAGACAAAGGUCUGGUCAAGAAUCCCCCAGAUCAGCCACAAACACUCAACCCAGGUAUCAAUCCAGCCUACCUGAUUCUAAUUCAGGUUCUAUAGCUGCCUCACACCUCCAAACCUACGACCCUGACAGAGCUUUAACAGAUUACAUUAACAGACUGGAAUCACUGCAGCGACGACUGGGGACUGUGCAGUCAGGUUCAGCGUCUUAUGCUCAGAUGCACUAUGGGACUAGAAGAUAAUGCCUUGGAAACUGAGCUCGACCUGAAACGGAUUGCCUUUGAAGCUGUGCUUUGAAUAUUUUUUUGUUCUUUAUUGUUUUAUGUAUAUUGUGGGAGUUUAGUGGAUUGGAUAAUGAAAAUGUCUUGCCUGCAAGUCUAAAUGUAUUUUAUCCUUUAUAUAAGUUUAAGCUUCCAAUGUGCAGAAUACAAUCUGUCUAAAUAAUUUAACUGUAUAUUUGUGGAUUGCUAAUUUAAACAUGAUUGUAACUUAAUGCUGUUUAUUUAAAGGGUAGAAGGAAAAAAAAAGUUUAUUAAAUGAUUCCAAAUGCACUGCAGUCUUUCUGGUGGCUGCUGUGGUUACACUACAAGGUCCAUGAUAGCUUUGGCAUUAUGGACAGCAAGUACAGUUUGUAGAGGAAUUAUUUUUGUAAUGGUAGAGGUUUUGAAUUAUAUGGGUAUUUUGUCAAAGCAUUGGAAUAAACAGGAAUUUAAAAUUAA